CCUUGUUUUUGAAUAUAUCCUGUUUGGAUAUGUGUAUCUUGUAUCCCUCGGCUGUUGGCACCAGAAGCUGCAAUGGAUUGCAAACAUUUGCACUCGGUUACCGUCGUCUACCCCAAACCCAAAACCAUCGGCAAUCGAUCGUCGAUUCCUCCGCCCUUCACCUUCCACUCCAAGCCACUUUCAUGUUUCUCCGUCCAAUCGUCCCGGAUUCCCAAGUUCAGGGAGGCGGACGCCUUCCCCGACUCGCUCCCCCUCCAUUCCAAGAAUCCCCACGCGAUCUGCAAAGACAUCCAGCGCUUGGCACGCCUCGGCCAGCUGCACAAAGCCCUCGCCAUCCUCGACUACCUUCAACACCGCGGGAUCCCGGUGAAUAUCACCACAUUCGCUGCCCUCCUGUCCGCCUGCUCCCGCCAUAAAGCCCUCGCCUUUGGCCGCCAGGUUCAUGUCCACUUGCGCACCCAUGGCCUAGAGGGCAAUGAGUUCCUCCUCGGUAAGCUCGUCCAAAUGUACGCCACGUGCGGGUCCCCAGAUGAUGCUAGAAGACUGUUCUCGGAGCUCUCGCCGAGGACUGCCUACACCUGGAACGCGCUGCUCAAGGGGAACGUCGUCAGAGGAGGCAAGCGGUGGGGGGACGCGUCGCUCUCUCUGUUCUCCGAGAUGCGGGAGUUAGGGGUGGAUACGAACGAAUACACCUUCUCGUGCUUGAUCAAGAGCUUUGCAGGCUCGCCCUCUUUCACUCAGGGCGCGAAGAUACAUGGGCUUCUCAUCAAGAAUGGAUUUUACACUUCUUCCCUGUUGCAGACUAGCCUGAUCGAUAUGUACUUCAAAUGCGGCAAGAUUCAGAUGGCAAUGAAGGUAUUCGAUGAAAUUACCGAGAGAGAUAUUGUUCUGUGGGGAGCAGUAAUAGCAGGUUUUGCACACAAACGGUUGUACAGGGAGUCUAUCAAGUACUUGAAAUUGAUGGGAAGCGAAGGGAUACAGCCUAAUUCUGUCAUAUUAACCUCUACCCUUCCGGUGAUAGGAGACUUGUCGGAAAGGUAUUUAGGCCGUGAAGUUCAUGGUUUUGUUCUAAAGAGGUCGAGGUACUACCAUAAUAUGGUAUUCGUUCUAGCAGGAUUGAUAAAUAUGUAUUGCAAGUGUGGGGAUAUGGUCUCUGCGAGACGGGUUUUUUAUGGAUCCCAUGAGCAGAAUGCAGUCUCAUGGACUGCUCUGAUAUCAGGAUAUGCAUCAUGUGGAAGGUUUGAACAAGCACUAAGGUCAAUUGCUUGGAUGCAGCAAGAAGGAAUCAAACCAGACAUUGUCACAAUUGCUACGGCUAUCCCUGUUUGUGCCAAAAUGAAAGCUUCAAAGCCAGGAAAGGAAAUGCAUGCAUUCACUGUGAAGCAUUGCUUCUUACCAAAUAUCUCCAUAUCCACUUCAUUGAUGACCAUGUAUUCAGCUUUGGGUAAUAUAGACUACUCUUGCAGACUAUUUAAUAAGAUGCCCAAUAGAAAUGUCCUUGCUUGGACUGCCUUAAUUGAUACAUACUCAAAGAAUGGCAGUCCAUGCGAUGCAUUGUCUGUAUUUCGGUCUAUGCUCCAAACAAAGCAAAGGCCAGAUGGUGUUGCUCUAGCCAGGAUUUUAAGUAUUUGUGGUGAGAUUGGCUCAAUUAAGGUUGGAACAGAAGUGCAUGCUCAAGUGUUGAAAAUGAAACUUGAGUCAGUCCCUAUUGUUAUGGCUGAAGUAGUGAAAAUGUAUGGCAAAUUUAGAAAUGUUGACAAUGCAAGAAUGGUUUAUGAUGGGAUUGAUAAUAAAGGGUCCUUAACUUGUACAGCAAUUAUAGAAGCUUACGGUUUUAAUUCUCAAUAUGAAGAAGCAAUUCAUAUCUUUGAUUCAAUGUUAUCAAAUGGUCUUGUACCCAACCAUUACAUGUUUGUUGUUGCCUUAAGAAUUUGUGAGAAAGCGGGUUUUGUUGAUUCAGCUCUUAGAAUAUUCAAUAUGAUGAUUCAAGAGUAUGAUAUUAAGGCCUCUGAACAAAACUAUGAAUGGAUCAUCAACCAUCUUAUUCGUGAUGGUCGUAUCAAUGAAGAAUAGAUGUUGAUACAUACAAGGUUUACAUUGUUUGAAGUAUGAUGUAACAUGACGCUCUUGUUCCUUGAUUAGGCCGACUCUACAGAAAGCUGCUGUUCAUUUAUUUGGCAAUUGAUGGAUGAGAGGUAGUGAUGCAAAUUUGUCCAACGGGAUUAAUCCAUGGGUCAGGCACUUUGCUGUGUGAUAGUAGACCAGUCUACUAUUGCAGUUAAGUAGUCCUUUGGAAGGUUCGAGGAAGUCCUUGAUCCAAGAUGGCAUUACUUGCCUUGGUUUCUUGGAAAGAAAAUAGCUGGCCGGCUGUCACUGAGGUUGCAACAAUUGGAUGCUAAGUGUGAAACUAAAACAAAGCAACACCGAAGAGCCUUCUUAUUUGAAGCAAGUACCAGCUUUGCAAAGCCAUAAUUACACGAAAUCAAAGCAAGGUCAGCUAAGCUCGGGCCGUAACCUGG
Zingiber officinale is the source of this 2519-nucleotide messenger RNA. Its product is annotated as pentatricopeptide repeat-containing protein At1g71460, chloroplastic-like. The transcript has 3 exons. The coding region runs from base 73 to 2073 and encodes 666 amino acids. Gene Ontology annotation, biological process: RNA modification. Lineage: Eukaryota; Viridiplantae; Streptophyta; Magnoliopsida; Zingiberales; Zingiberaceae. The record is from RefSeq and is a predicted model, not a curated record. Gene Ontology annotation, molecular function: protein binding; RNA binding.